Kwoniella shivajii is the source of this 1038-nucleotide messenger RNA. RefSeq lists its product as uncharacterized. Gene Ontology annotation, cellular component: membrane. Gene Ontology annotation, molecular function: monoacylglycerol lipase activity. The transcript is spliced from 7 exons. The coding region runs from base 1 to 1038 and encodes 345 amino acids. Lineage: Eukaryota; Fungi; Basidiomycota; Tremellomycetes; Tremellales; Cryptococcaceae. The record is from RefSeq and is a predicted model, not a curated record.
AUGUCUCAAGAUCAAGUUUCAGUAAAGGAGGAAUGGGUGCUCGGGCCCGAAAACACCCCUUUCUACACUAAGACAUGGUCACCGAGGAAUGAACAACCCAAAGCUUGUAUUCUGUUCGUACAUGGAUUCGCCGAACAUAUAGCAAGAUACGACAAGUUCUUCUCGAUCCUCUCAUCAUCACCUUACUUAUUUCAUAUAACAGCAUUCGAUCAAAGAGGACAUGGAAAAACUUCCCAUACUCCCCUGACAGCAUCUUCGGAACAAGUUCAGGCAUGGAAACAAGAAGGUAAAUCUGUGAAAUUGGAGAAAAACGGUAAAAGACGUACGGGCGGUUGGGCAAAAGUCAUGCCUGAUAUAGAAUGGUUCGUUAAACGUGAAAGUCUAGUCGCCAAAGAAUUAGGAACGAGAUUGUUUUUACACGGUUUCAGUAUGGGAGGAGCACAGGUACUGGCUUUUGUCACCAGACCUACUUCACCACCUUCCAAAGAAACGAUCCAAUUACUCUCAGGAGUCAUUUCAGGUGGUCCAUUGAUUAGACAAAGUAAACCUGCUUCAUUCGUUCAAGUGAAAGCUGGAAGUAUAGCUGCUGGGAUAGGAUUGGGCAAUAUGCUCAUCCCAACACCGAUGGACUAUUCCCACCUCUCUCAUAACGAUUCAACGAAUCAAGAAUGUAAAUCUGAUCCAUUCUGCGAACAACUCGGUUCACUUCGUGGAGUAGCAGACAUGUUAAAUGGUGGAGCUUCACUUGAUUCUUCUGCUGGAUGGAACUCUUGGCCAAAAGAAUUACCUUUAUUAUUGUAUCAUGGCGGAGAGGAUAAUAUCUGUUCUCCAGAAGCGGCGAAAAGGUUUGGUGAGAACGUCCAAGCGAACGAUAAGAAAGUUGAGAUAAUUCCGGGAAUGUAUCACGAAGUUCACAAUGAACUGUCACCUACACCUGAAAAUUUAGCUAAAACAAUUGCGGAUUGGGUACAUGCUCGUUCUGGACAAAAUACCCAGAAUGGUGUAGAUCAGACGGCUGCUGGGCAGUCUAAACUCUGA